Messenger RNA from Populus euphratica (Euphrates poplar), 2714 nucleotides. RefSeq names its product soluble starch synthase 3, chloroplastic/amyloplastic. Gene Ontology annotation, molecular function: starch binding. The record is from RefSeq and is a predicted model, not a curated record. NCBI's taxonomy places the organism in Eukaryota, Viridiplantae, Streptophyta, Magnoliopsida, Malpighiales, Salicaceae.
CGGCUGAGAUUCUAGGACUUUCGAAGUACUAUUUAUUAGAGGAUGUUUUUCCUCUUAAAAGUUUUAAAAGGUCAUAAGAAUAUGCAUGAUUUUAUUAAUAGAAUAAAAAAGAUUGAGUCUUGAUCAAUGGAUUAACCAUUAUAACUUCAUUUUGGAGUGAAAUAUUGAAACUUUGAAGUGAGUUUUGCUGACACAAAAACAUUCUGUUUUGUUUCUAAAAAUAGAAAGCCAUGGAAGUUGGUGGGUCUUUCCCUCAUGUUAGAAGUGGACAGCUUUCAAGCGUAUGUGUCCUCGUUACUCUAAAACGAUUCAUGGGUUCAUUUAAUUCCUGCUGUCUUUUGUGUUGCCAUGGAUCAAGGAGUUUCCAGCAAGUGGGAUUUCAUUUCAAAUUACUUCUGCUGCAGAUUUUUCUAUGAGGAGACGGAGAAAAAUGUCAACUGCAAGGCCUAGAGGUUCUUCCCCAAAGGGAUUCAUGCCGAGAGCACCAGUAUGAUCAAGCACCAAGAAGAGAGACUUAAAAAAUAAAGGAGAAAAGGAGGGUUCGAUUACACAAAAUCUGGUGAGACUGCACAGGCUAACAAGCGAACACUGGAAAUAGAAGUUGAUAAGGACGAUAAACUAGAAAUUGAACUUCCUGAGGAGAAGAAACUUAAUGAAGAAAAGAUAGUAGAGAAAAGUAUCCUUGAAGCAUAAAGAAGUCACUGUUAAACGUGAUCAAAUGGUCAAAAAUGGAAGUAUCAGUAGAGUUGGUAAGGGUGCGACUCUGCCACAGGAUAAAAUUGUUGUUGAGGGAAGUCAAUUUGAUGACUUAGAGAAUGAUGGCAUUGUAAAAGAGGAGAGCAUCGCAACUGAUGAGAAAAUGAAGGAAAGACUAGCAGAAGAGCAGAGGCAAAGAGAAGCCGAGAAGGCUGCUAGUGAAGCUGAUAGAGCACAGGCAAGAGCAGAAACUGAAAAAAGGAGAGGAAUGUUGCAAGAACUGAUGAAAAAGACUGCAAGGUCUGUUGAUGAUGUUUGGUACAUAGAACCUAGUGAGUUCAAAGGUGAGGAACUGGUCAAGUUAUUUAACAAAAGCUCAGGUCCACUAGCCCAUGCUAAUGACCUUUGGAUUCAUGAGGGGCAUUAUAGUUGGAAGGACAGAUUGUCCAUUGUUGAGCAGUUUGUCAGCUCUGAUACAAGGGAAGCUGCCUGGUGGUCUGCUAAUGUUGUUGUACCUGAUCAAGCCUUUAUCCUGGAUUGGGUAUUUGCUGAUGGUCCGCCUCGUAGUGCCACUGUGUAUGAUAACAAUCAUCUCCGAGAUUUCCAUGCAAUUGUCCAAAACAGUAUGCCUGAAGAAUUGUAUUGGGUUGAGGAAGAACGCCAAAUAUACACGAAACUACUAGAAGAGAGGAGGUUAAGAGAAGAGGCUGUACGUGGAAAGGCUGAGAAAACAGCACGCAUGAAAGCUGGAACAAAUGAAAUAACUUUGAAAAGGGUUUUGUUUUCACAAAAGCAUAUAGUUUAUGCUGAGCCUCUAGAUGUUCAGGCUGGAAGUACAGUGACAGUAUUCUAUAAUCCUGCUAACACCGUUCUGAAUGGUAAGCCCAAAGUUUGGUUCAGAUGUUCAUUCAACCAUUGAACCCACCGCAAGGGUCCAUUGCCCCCUCAGAACAUGUUGCCUGCAGAUAAUGGCUCUCAUGUCAAUGCCACUGUCAAGGUUCCACUGGAUGCAUACAUGAUGGAUUUGGUAUUCUCUGAGAAGGAAGAUGGUGGAGUUUUUUACAAUAGGGAAGGCAUGGAUUCAGGAAUUGCGAAAGAACCGUCAAUGCACAUUGUGCAUAUUGCUUUUGAAAUAGCCCCAGUUGCAAGGGGCAAUCUCUGCUUGGUAUGAUGGUCAGGAUUGGUUUAACUUGUUAUGUAAAAAAGUGAUGGAGCAAGACUGGUCUUGGAAUAAACCUGCUCUCGAUUACUCGAGCUUUACCAUUCAGCACGCAAGUGAACACAGGAUAUUAGUUAGGCCAUGAGAGCGAGAGCAACUCAAUCCAGUUCCAUAGUUUGUACAGGUUUAGUGGCUUUUUUUUGUUAUCAUUCUAAAGCAUAAUUACUUGCACAUAAGUUGCCCGCUCCAAAUAAUAUGCUAGGCCAUAUCAAUUUAGAGCUUGAAAAAAAUGGACACAAAACCAUAGGUUAUAAUACAAUUUAACUUAACCCAUACUUGGUUGAAGUCUGCACAACGGUGGUGGUCCUUCACCAACAACCGUAAUCUGUCCAUUGUCACGCGGGUUCGAAUUCCUGACAUGAGAUGCAUCUUUUUUCUGCGUUUAAUUACAAUGCAAUUAACACAUCAUACAAGUCAUCUAAUAUCAUUUAUGGGAAAGAAAGUUUUGCUCUUAAAGGUUUGAAAUUAAGAGCCAUGGAGCCCAAAUAAGGCCAAUGCAUCUCUUUCACAUGAAAAGUACCUGCUCAACAUUUGUUCUAUGAAAGUUCAAGUCUUCAUGUUGCGUUUAUGCUGCCACUUCUGUGUAAUUGUGGAGAUUAAAUGUCACUGUUGACAAGUUGAAGCAACUGAUCGAAACAUCAUACCCUGCCAAAGGUGAAGAGCCCUGGUUAGCAAGGACAGCUUGCCAUACAUGUUAACCACCAAGUUUGCCAUAAUAGCUAGCCAUCAAAGAUGCAUCCUUUUUGGCUGGCAUUGAAGCGACCAAAAACUGGUGGGGAUGCUUUUCUGUGACUUGACU